GAAUUCCAAUAGAGGAGUGACUCAGUAGAACUCCAUUCUACCGCUAUGAAGAAAAGUGGUGUUUCUCUCCUUUUGGGUAUCAUCUUCCUGACUCUGAUUGAAGUUCAAGGAGUCCCAAUAAUGAAGAAAGGAAGCUGUUUCUGCAUCAACACCAACCAAGGGAUGAUCCACCUAAAAUCCUUAAAGGACCUUAAACAGUUUUCCCCAAGUCCUUCUUGUGAGAAAACUGAAAUCAUUGCUACAAUGAAGAAUGGGACUCAAACAUGCCUAAACCCAGAUUCAACAAAUGUGAAAAAAUUGAUGAAAGAGUGGGAGAAACAGGUCAGCCAAAAGAAAAAGCAAAAGAAAGAGAAAAAAACAUCAAGAAAGCAGGGAAUUCAGAAAGUUAAGCGAUCUCCACGUCCUCAUCAAAAGAAGACUAUAUAAUUGACAGCUUUACCGACAAAUAUUUUCUGUUUAAAAGGUUCUUCUUAAUUAUACUGAAAUAAUUUCAGCACCUUAAUCCAUAAACUUGUUGAUCUGACUAGAAAUUAUAAAGCAUCAUUAUGAAAUUGUAAUUGAAGCUAAAAAGUAGCUUUCAAAAUCCAAAUGUUAAGAAUUGUUACAGGCUAUAGUUUGUCUUAUUCUUCCACCUACAGCCAGCUGAAUUUCAUCAUGUUUAAGAGCAGGAUCUUAGUAACACCCACAGGUGGACAGAUGGCCACACAACAGCUCAUACACAACAGCUGCCUGGGAGAGCAGCCUUAGGCUUCCAAGACCACAGCCUGCAGCUUUCAGAGCGUAUUCUGAGGCACAUGUUAGCAAGUGCCAGCUUGUCAGCUUGCUGAUAAGCCAAGCAGUUUGGAAUUGAGCUGGACCUCACUAAGCUGCCAUGGCCAUCAGCAUCUGUAUUUGAAUCCGCCUACGGGCCUCACAUGCAAUGUAUCUGAGAGGUAAAUGCUGGUAGUUUCUGGGAACCGACACUGGAGAACACUAGCGCUUAGCUUUCAGAACCUUCUAUCUCACUUUUGAGGCCGUGUGACUCCAUCUUACCUGCCCAGGCUGUCCACUUUGUUUCUGUUGUUCCCCUUUGCCUCAGUCAAGCCAGUCCCUACCACAGUUCAGUGCCUGCCUCCUCUAUUGUGCUGACCUGGGUCUACUCUCUUCUCAUUAUUUCCCCAACACCCCACACGAAUGCCUUCUUCUCCCCACUCAUCUUCACUUUACCCAGGCUUCAAGAUUCAGUUCAAUCCUGCCUCUUAAAUAAAACCUUCUGGACAUUCAGAUUAUCUUAAAACCCUAUUUCACAUGUGCUCCACACCACACAGGUGAGCACUUAUUUUCUAAUUUUUUGUGUGUGUUUUUUCUAUCUCUCCAGCAGGAGCCAAGUUUAUUUCCCUGAAUCUGCCACCAAUGACUCAUACACUGUGGGACUAGAUUUUGAAUGAUUUCUUAAUUGCAGUUGUUACACGUAGAAGGGAAGCCAGGCCAUCCCCUCAGAGCAGGAGCUGGCUAUCAAUAGCAAGAUUCAAUACUGAGUCACCCCUGGUAAAUUCAUUAUCUUCAGGCCAUUAUCCCUGAAAGCACCCAGGGUGAUGCAACAUCCUUGUCUUAUGACAGGAUGUUAACUUGGCCUCUUUAGCAGAUAAGAAGGAACUGUUUAACCAUUUAUGGAAGUUCUGAACUGUUUUCAUAAAAUAUACAGGGUACCUAGAAUCACAGAAUCUUACAAUGGGAAUCUUACAAGGAGCUUUAGAAAUCAACCAGUGUCAAAACCUUCUCUACCCCAUGCAAAUUCCUUCAGUACAAUUCCUGACAAGCCUCGGUUUUCUAUGAUAUGACAAGAAAGCCGCCAACAUCCUUUUGAAAACUCAUUUUAGGUAAAUAUGAAUGUCCUUGUCAUUAAACUUUUCUCAGAGUUGGUAAAAUAUUGUGAUUACUGAUUAUUUCACCAGGUCUCGUGAAGAAAGGUGAUAUUAAGAUACCAAGAGCUGGAGGGAGCAGCAAAUUCUGUUAGAGGAGACAAGACUGGUGCUCACAUAGCUUCCGCGGGGCUUGGAAACUCUCUUAAAGGGGAGGCUUGGUGAACUGUGUAGGACAGGAUGUCUUUUGCCAGAAUUUAAACAAAUGCCUUCUUGCAAAUUUUGUUACUCCUUACCCAACAGAUGAUUUUCAGUGCUGCCCAGUGGUGAUCCCACCCACGCAAUAUCUGAUCUAAUCAUGAAACUCUAGCUCCUUCCAUGUACAUCCUUGGGAAACCUAAAUGUUCCCUAAUUUGAGAGUUUGUGAACCAAUUACUACACAACUCACAGGUAAAGCGUAGUGUAUAACUAAUAAUCAGAAACCACAUUUUAUAACAUAUAAGUGCAUUACAUUCAUCAUUUACAUAUACAUGUAUACUCUCUAAGCAAAUAAUUAAGUUCAAAGCAGUAUGGGCAUAUAUAUCUUAUACUCUGAAAUAAUUUCUUUGUUAAAAGAUGGUAUCAAUAAA
Messenger RNA from Myotis davidii, 2470 nucleotides. RefSeq names its product chemokine (C-X-C motif) ligand 9 (gene CXCL9). Lineage: Eukaryota; Metazoa; Chordata; Mammalia; Chiroptera; Vespertilionidae. Gene Ontology annotation, molecular function: chemokine activity; CXCR chemokine receptor binding. The record is from RefSeq and is a predicted model, not a curated record. The coding region runs from base 46 to 426 and encodes 126 amino acids. Gene Ontology annotation, biological process: inflammatory response; chemokine-mediated signaling pathway; neutrophil chemotaxis. Gene Ontology annotation, cellular component: extracellular region. The transcript has 4 exons.